AUGGUGCCGCUAUCUUGCACGUUUUUAGGCCCUUUUACUGAAGAACUCUUUGACCAGUUCGCGGCCUAUUUCCCUUUGGAUUUCAAACCGUCUCCUGACGAUCUUUAUGGGAUAACUGUUGAGGUUCUUUCACAUGCUCUUGAAGAAUGCUUGACUUCUACGCCUGCUUUCGCUCCAUUCUGUUUGACCUUUAUCGAAGGCAAUUUAACUUUCAACUCUGAAGAUAGAAUUAUACCUACCCUUAAGCUUUUGAAAGUCGCCUUCGAGAAAUUUCCUGUUUCAGUUAUCAGGCCGUCGGGCAUUUCUUUGUGGCGGGCUAUCAGUCGUCAUAUGGUCCCUUUGAAAAACAAAACCGUUGAGAAUCUCGGCUUCCAGUGCUUACAACUCUUGAUGAGCACAUGUUAUGAUGGAAAGGGUCCACCGUGCAGCAUCGAACAGCAGGUGGUCAUUGUUGAGCAGUCUGAUUCGCUAUUGCGCUCGGUAAAUCUGGAUCGCACCUUCUGCGUACACAUGCAAGUAGACGCUGAACCGCUGCUGUUCCACAGCGAAUUCGAUCUACUUUAUCCGGUACAAAGAAUUCUGAUAUUCAUUGCGAAGCAUGGUCGUCGACAUCUCUCCAUUCUUUUUGAUCACGUCGUUCCUCGGGUUCUUGAACGUUGUUUAAUGGAGGAGAUUAACACGGAAAUGUACUCAUCACUUUUAACCGAAUGGUGCUCGCUCUGGAUCGACGAAUCCAAAUGGCGUUUAGAUGACAGUGGCACAAAAAUGCCAUUCGAAUCUUCCUUGUCAGCGUUUGUACUAAGGGAUCUUCAAAAGAAUGACGCCACGGAAACUUCGAAGUGUAUCAAGCUGAGUCUCGCCUCAUCAUUAGUGCUGUGUAACGCUUACGUGUAUGACGAACAGGAGCUGUCACAAGUUUGCGCGGUUUCUCGUUCUUUGCUGUAUUCGGCAACAAGAAACUCGCUUCUUUGGAAAGCGUCCUUCAAGUGGUAUCAGACAUUGUCAGUGCGAAGGUGGCCGUUUGUUUUCGAACUUCUUUUCAAAGAGGUGUCUGACAAAGACGAUUUUCUCAAAGCCAACGUAGACUUCCUUAGCGCAGUGACUACCGAUCCUGGUUCAUUGUACAUCACUCUGCCAUAUUUUUCGACCGCCCUAGACUUGCCAAUCUCAGCGGAUUCCACGGCUCUUUUGGAAAAUGUCGUUCAAAGCCUGAAGGCGGCUCUGUCGGUAAUUUCGGAUUCGCCUCUUACG
This is a messenger RNA of Soboliphyme baturini, 1251 nucleotides long. Lineage: Eukaryota; Metazoa; Nematoda; Enoplea; Dioctophymatida; Soboliphymatidae. The record is from the annotation of a GenBank genome assembly.